Diorhabda sublineata is the source of this 8213-nucleotide messenger RNA. Its product is annotated as protein lifeguard 1-like. The coding region runs from base 162 to 1118 and encodes 318 amino acids. The transcript is spliced from 4 exons. Gene Ontology annotation, cellular component: membrane. NCBI's taxonomy places the organism in Eukaryota, Metazoa, Arthropoda, Insecta, Coleoptera, Chrysomelidae. The record is from RefSeq and is a predicted model, not a curated record.
GAUUCAUAAUAGGUCUGUCAAUUGUCAAAUACUUGAAACAAGUGACAAGAGAUCUAAAUUACUGAUAAUAUUAAGGUGAAAAGCGUUUUUCGUUUUCGAAGUAUAUAAAGAUUUUAAAACCAUUCAAUUCGGUUUUGUUCUGAUUACACAGUGGUAGCAAAAUGUCACAGUAUCCACCUAAUCCCAAUCAAGGCUACUAUGGUGGACAACAACCAGGUUACCCACCCCAAGGAAGUUACCCACCACCUGGUGGAUACAAUCCACAAGGUGGUUACCCCGCUGCGCCACCACCAGGAUCUUAUCCCCCACCUAACCAAGGAUAUCAGCCAGCACCACCACCGUAUAUUGCCAACGAUCCAUACUCAACAGGUGAACAUGUUCCCUUCUCUAGUAACACUACUGGUUAUGGCGGCACAGGCUAUGGUGAAGAUCCAGAAGUAAAAGGAUUUGAUUUUAGCGAUGCAUCAAUUAGAAGAGGUUUCAUUCGAAAAGUUUAUGCCAUAUUGUCAGUCCAACUCGGCAUAACACUCUCUUUCAUAUGCUGGUUCCUCUACCACAGACCCACUAGAGAAUAUGUUUAUUCACACAUAGGUCUGUUUUAUGCCUCACUUGUCAUAGUUUUUGUGGCUAUGAUUGCUUUAGCAUGUUGUGGAGAUUUACGCAGAAAAGCACCAGCUAACUAUAUAUUUUUAUUUAUAUUUACUUUGGCUGAAAGUUUCUGCCUGGCAUGCUCUGCUUCUACUUUCAAAGCAGAUGCAGUUGCUAUGGCCGUGGGAAUUACAGCUGCAGUGUGUCUUGGAUUAACUCUAUUUGCUUUUCAAACAAAAUGGGACUUUACUAUGAUGGGUGGGAUUCUUUUUGUAGCUGUAAUUAUUCUAUUGGUUUUUGGAAUAGUCGCUAUUUUUGUCAGAAGUAAAGUUUUUCAACUACUGUACGCCUCUUUUGGAGCUUUAUUGUUUUCCAUUUAUUUGAUUUACGAUACACAAUUGAUGAUGGGUGGUAAACAUAAGUAUUCAAUAUCUCCAGAAGAAUAUAUAUUUGCAGCGAUGAAUCUAUAUGUUGACAUUAUUAACAUUUUUAUGUACAUUUUGGCUAUUAUUGGACAGGCUAGGGAUUAAAUUGUUAAUUUGUUGUAUCGAAUUUUUUAAUAUUCCAUUUUUAUUUACUAGUCUGUUUAUUUCUAUAUUAUAUACUUAUAUAAUUAAGUCACAUCACAGUUAGAGUAAUUUGGGCAAUAAAUCAUAUAUCAUUUAGAAGAGAUGGGAGAUAGGAAAUUAACACAAUUGUUUGUUCAAUAUUUCUGUGAAAGAAUCGAUAUUAACUAUAAUAUAAUAAUCUGUUGUUCACUUAUCAUCUAAUAAAUAAAAUUUCAACAUAUAUCUUGCUUUUAUUGAUAAAUUAUCAACAUUAAAUUAAAUAGAAGUUAAUUAUGAUAAAUUGAAUUAAUUUUUAUAUACUAAAACAUCAGUUAUUAUUUAAAAAAAAAUAAGGGAAUUGUUUACAGGUAUAUGAAAACUUAUAUUUAGCUUGAGCUUUUUCAAAUAUUCUAACAUUUACUUGGGACACCCUAUAUAUUUAAGAUAAUAGUGGACUGUUAUGAGUAAUAUAAUGAUUGUGUUACAGAAUUUCUUUGUUGCCUUCAUUCUCCUAACUUUACAGACUGUUUUAAUUAUUAAUUGUUGUUAUUUAUUUUAUUGUCCUGACGUUUAAAUCCAUUAGAGAAUGUUUUUAUUCAUUUUUCAACCAUUUAUUUUAAAAAUCAUUAAAAUAUAUCUGAUAUUCAAAUAUUUAAUCUAAAUCCAUCUCAUAUUUUUAUUUAUCAAAAUAUAAUAAACAAUUAUGAAAUGUAUAUUGAAUUUUUAUCUGUGUUAAAAAUGUACGUUAAUCCAAUAUGAAACAGUAGCUCCAGGUUCACUAGAAAAAAACGAGCUUUUAGUAUUGAUAAAUAGCUCAAGUGCGACCUCAAAACAGAAUGAAAUAUAUCAUUUUCAAGACAAUAAUCAUUAAAGCUUGAUUAUACAAUGCUAUUAGUACCGACACCGCAUUUUUAUUAGAUUAUGUAGAAAAAAACUACCCGAAUUGAAGUUGAAGACAUAAAUGUGUUCGCUGAAUUUCCUUGCAUCAAAUUAAUAGCCCAACCAAUAAAGGACUUUCAUGGGGAAUAAGUAGUAGGAUAAAACUGAUUUUUACCCAGGUAAUAGAAUAUCGCUAGAGGAACAUGAAUCAUCUUUGAGCUUACCUUAACACUAACAAUAAUAUAUAAGAUUCUACACUUAACUCUGCCUUUAUACUAAUCACUUCAUUCUCUUCAGUCUUUAUUCUAUGUUUGUGUCGCCUUGAUGUUCACAUGUUUGAGUGUUUGCUGUUCGUGACUCUUGAAGAGUCCUGAUGAAGAUCUUUACUUCAAAAGUACCAGCGAUGCUCCUUAGCACUUCAUUUUGAAAUCUCUAGAUUAUUUGGGAGUUACUUUCACUGACACCUCCCUAUAGUUAAAUCCUGUAGGUCUGUAGUGGGUUUAGUGCUCUGCUUUUAUACUAAUCACUUAGAUAACUAUCUCAAAAGGCUUCAUCCUCUUCAGUCUUUAUUCUAUGCUAGUGUUGCCUUGAUGUUCACAUGUUUGAGUGUUUGCUGUUCGUGACUCUUGGCAAAUUUAGUGAUUAGAUGCUUCACAGUGUCAUCUCCAAGUCCCGAUAAAGAUAGUUAUUUUGAAAGUAUCAGUGAUGCUCCUUAACACUUCUUUCUGGAAUCUCUUAGAUAAUUUGGUGUUACUUUUGCUGACACAUCCUUAUAAUUGAAUCCUUUAGGUCCAUACUAGCUUUAGUGCUCUGCUUUUACUCUAAGCACUUAGUUAACUAUCUUAAAAGCCUUCAUCCUCUGGUUUUAGGAUCCUCUUAUAUACAAGUAAUUUAUUAUAAAUUGACAGAGUGGAUUUUCUUCUCAGCAACCAAAAUAUUCUAUUGUAUCUAAUACCUAGUUCUUCCCGUUUCUUUGUUAUAUGAGGUUUCCAUUGUAACUUCGCAUCUAGUGUUAGCCCGAGAUAUUUUGCUGUAUUAGCGUAUGGUAUCUGUUCAUCAUCUAUAUUUAUUGGUACAUAUUGCUCAUUAUUUAUUUGUAAAAUUCACACGUACCGAUUUUUUCUUGUUUAAGCUUAUCCUUUAUUUGUUUGGUUCAAUCAUUAAUUUUAUCAAUUGAUGUUUGUAGGUUGGUUGCUGCUUCUUCGUGUCAAGAUAAAUUUGGUCGGGAGUUAGGUUUAGUUCUUUGACGAUCUUCUUAAACUUAUCUUUAUAUGGAUCGACCGCAGCGGUAUCACAAGAGAUUUUUUCGCUCUUCAUACCUAGCAGACGAUUUCUAAAAUCAUCUUUUCCCAUUAUUUUAUCAUAGAAGAAUCUGACUUUUUCUUGGAGAACUUCCCCUGAGAUUUUGCUCUUGCUUUUGCCAACCUGAAGAAACUCUCCAGUUUUCAAUGAUUUAAUUUUGUCACUGUUUUUUCAAUUCAAUUCAUUUGCAAGGUUAGAUAGUUUUUCACCAUUCUCAAGUCUUUUUUUUUAUUAAACAGCAUUAAUGUUUUGAGUUUUCGUUUACACUGUGUUGACAUUUUUCCCAUGAAUAAACUGAUACACUACUAAACAGCAACGUUGAGAAUAACACUAAAACAAUAAGAGGCUACUGGAACGUCGGCAGUUUUUUGUUUACAUAAUUGUUGUGUAUCAUAGAUUUGUUCUUGGUAGCUGCACUGGCAGAACUAUUUCAGGAAGUGUACACUAAAGCGUUCUUUGUAGCAGAAUCAACGCUAGUGUCGUUGUUUCUAGUAACAGUGUAAGAGAACUAGUUCAUCCAGUUCUCUGUACUGCUUGCACUGAGUCUACAGUCAGUUCAGCCAGUGUUUUGUGCAAAUGUGGCAAUAGUGUCGUUUUCUAAUUAGGGUAUGUCACUUGUGUAUGAGGUACAACCCGAUAGCAUUAUCUUCUGGUAUACCUGCGUUGAUAUCUUUUAAGUCUGAGUAAGCAUCUUCUUACUUUAUUCUGAAACUCGUUUUGCAAGGGCAGUUUGUAUUUUAGUUUUCCAUGCUGACAAAAUUCUUCGUAACAAAAUAUUGUUGCUUACCUCUCUUGUGAACUUAUUGGUAUACUUAUAUGUUUGUUACUACCCGUAGUAUAGGGGUGAAAAAGCAGGAAGUGAUAUUCUAUCAAACUAAUUUCCGAGCUUGUGUAUGGGUUAUAAAUACCAUAAAAUAAUAAAAUAACAUUCCAAAUUUCAGGAGCUUGUUAAACAUUUGAACAUUAUUCCAAGUCAAUUUUUAAGGGUAAUCCCAAAGUUUUAUAUUUUUUAAACAAAUUAUUAAAUGCACGUCCAGUUUUAACGAUUAUGGAAUCAAAUUUUAUAUCAAACAUAUAAUUUUCGAAAAAUUAUCCAUUAAAAAUUAUUCAUAAGUAAGGAUUAUUAGUUUCUUUUAGGAUAUUAUGAAAACGAAUUCAGCGAACAUAACGGUGUUGCAUAUGCACUUUGCUCAGUUUAAAGUCAAUUGGUUUUUUAUAGUGGAACAGAUUUGUUAAUCUGGAAUAGGGGGAAAUAUCAAAAUGUAAUGAAAAAUUUAGACUUAAAAAAAACUCAAAAAUUAGCACAAUGUGUACCAUAUUCUGCAUUACAGUGUACAAAAAAAUUAGCAAUACUUAAUAAAACUUGAUGGUGUCAUCAAUAAUUUUGGAAUUUUUGUACAAAAAACUUUUUGUUAGAUAUGUCUGUAUUCAUACUCGAAUUAUUAUCAAGUAGCUCUUAAUAUGUGUUAUUUAAUGAUAGAAAGACUGUCAAAAUACAAGACUUAAGGUAGUACUACCGGUUCUAGAAAUUGCAUUCAUAAUUAAAUGAAACUUGGAAUGUUAGUAUAGUAAGAUCCCUGGGGAGACACGUAAUAUGAAACAGCGCUAAACGAGGUUAUCUCAACAUGUAUAUAAUGGGAAAAUGGAUAGAAAAUUGGUUAUUGAAUAUAAUAAUUUUUCUUUUUUUUAAAUAAAACCUAACAUUUAUUUUUCACAAAAAUAAAAAUAUAAACGAAUAUUCUUAUUAAAACAAAUAACAUUCUAAAUCAGUCAGACCAUUCAGUCUAUUCUGUGUUUCCAAAUUUCAUCCUUUUUGUAAAGAAACAUCUAAUGUAGUUUGCGUUUUUCUCUUGCAUUCUGUUAGAAGUUGUUGAUAAGAGUAUCUGUAACACCCCGUAUGCUUUUGAACUCCUGUCAAAAUUUGGAUCAUUUUCAACAAAUUAGUCCAUAAUGUCAGUUAUAGUGGUCGAACACCAUCGAAAGUUCUUUUUGCUCUUCUUCGAAAUCACUACUAUCAAUAUUUUUGCUUCCUUCUUGCUCAGUUAAUUCCUUGAGCUCAUCAUUACAAAGACUAGCUGCUGUUUCUUCAACUAUUCGAUGCCUUCCACAUUUACCUCAUCUGAACCGGUUUUUUUCUCUAAUUCCACUAUUUCAUCCAUAUCAAGUAGUUUCAACGGAAAGAUACACAUUUUCUUGAGAUUUUGUUUACUUGAAAUUUAAACUAGUGAUGAGAAUAAUUAGUAAAAAAUUAAAAAAAAUAUGUUAUGUUACUUAUAUGUGGCAACGUUGCGGACGAGAUUUUGAGGCGCGCGAAAUUUGAACGUGUACGCGGUAUGUGGGGAUAUUAGUGUUAUACAUCUCAUUUCAUUUACGCGACGUUAGCAAAUAUAGACACUGUGCAAAUCAAACUACCCGGAGCACACAUUUGACAUUUGUGAUAACGGUAGUACUACCGAAACAACAGGAAAGAUUGGAUAUUAUGACUUUACAAAUGAGUUCUGGAUUAACAGAUUUGUAGGAAAAUAUAUCAAAAUAAUUGUUUUAACAUCUAAAUCAAUUGCUCCACAACUGAAAGUUUUUCAACAUAUAUUUUAGGGAAGUUUGAUAAUAAUAGGUAUAGAAAAAAAUGAUCAAGAGGAAUAUUAGUCUUUGGGAACUGAAGAUUAUUUUUCUUGAUUCAAAAUGUCAGAAACUUGUUGAAUUUGAAAAUCUCAAAAUAUAAUUUCCACUUAUAUCGAGAAGUAGUUUUAGGUCCCAUUUCUAAUAACUAUUCAAACAUAAACAAAAGUGUACAAAAAAAUUAGAUAUGUUGAGUUUGGAAAAACAAUUCUUUGAUGAUAUUUUGGGUUUCUUAGUCUGUUUUUGAUCAAGACUAAAUUUAAUUUUCUAAUAAUUUUAGGACAAUUGACUGUUUUUGUAUUUCAAUUAUUAUCAGCUCAAUGUUUGGUAAAUAAUGUAAUAAGCAUCAAAUCUGCCCAAAUAAAUUACUUAAUCUCUACAGUACAUCAGAAAUUGUCUCUGGAGUAAUAGAUACACACAAAAUUAUUGUUUUUGCUGUUUAAAUACUCACAUCUCACAAAGUCUUGGACCCCCUGGGUAUUUAAAAAAAUAUUUUUAAGUAUUUUUAAAUUUUAUUAAAUGUUCUUAAACUUAUACUUCAGUGUAAUUACAAUAUAUGCGAAAGAAAAAAAUUUAAAUUUGCGUAACCAAAAAUAUACUGUAAACCAAGUAACGAAAAAUGUACAAAAUAUUGAAGUGUGAAAAUUUUUAUUUCAAGAAAAAAGAUAUAAUGUAAUAAAAAAAAAAACAAAUUAAUAGUCCAUAUUUUCCCAUUCUUCUUGUAAGGCGGUAGUCAGGUCUCGAAGAGUUACAGAUGGGUUUUUUCGAUUGGAUAUUGUUCUGCCAAUAUAAUCCCACACAUGUUCAAUGGGAUUUAUGCCUGGUGACUUGCUAGACAAUUCAUUCGUUGGAUAUCUCCUUCCUCUAGGAUGUUUUGUACAAUUUCCGUGCGAUGUGGUCUGGCAUUAUCAUCUUGAAAAAUGAAAUUUGCUCCAUAUUCAUUGCGCAAGGACUGAACUAUCGGUCUUAAAAUGUUCAUCAGGGAUCCGCCAUUUUAGAGAACAACAUUUCUGGUAAAAUUGAAUCGCUCCUGUCUACCUGGGCCUCUCCAGACCCUUUUCCGUCGACUAUCACUGUGGAAACCAAAUCGGGACUUGUCGGAAAAAAGAACGUUGUAGAGCCCAAUCUCUGUGCUCUUUAGCCCAUUGGAGACGGGCAGCUAUGUGUCGUCGUGAAAUCUUACGCAUCCUUAAAGAUCUUACUCUUAGAUUCGAUGAAUGUAAUCUCUUUUUGAUGGUACUUCUCGAAACUGCCCUUCGGUAUGUUAACAAAAGGUGACUUGGAACCACCGUUACCGUUAUAAAUCGGUUUCUUCGGAUGACAUUAGCUAUGUAACGGUCUUCCAUCUCUGAUGUAACUCUGUGGCGACUUGUUACCGGUCAACGCUACCAGUUUCCUGGAAAAGGACUACUAUCCGCCUCACCGAAGUCCGUGACAUAUUCAGACGAAUGGCAAUGUGGUGAUUAGAUAAACCUUCUUAAUGUAAGGCCACUAUUCUUGCUCGAUCAAACUCAUAUUACCCUACAUUUUCAACAAAACUCGCUGACAAGUUAAAUCUGGUUUUAUUUACAAAAAUUCAUAUAUUUACGGAUGAAAGUAAUUUUUUGUUACGAUAUUGUUUUUAUUUUUAUCAUAAGGUGCCAUAAAAUUUAAAAACAAAAAAUGGGUUCUAUUCAUAGGCAAACUUAAAAGUUCACAAGGGGGUCCAAGACUUUUGGAGAUGUGUGUAUAUUUGACAUUCAAUUUAGUGCAUUUACAGCAGAAAGUUUUUCUACCAUGGAGGUGUGAUACAUAAUAAUGGAUAAGGAUUAUUAUUAACAAAUGAGAAAAAAAUGAGGGCUUCUAGGAAAUAAAGUUUAUUUUUUAUUCUUAAUCUUUCUUCCAAAUUUCAGAAUUUUCUUAUAAUGUAUUUUUGGUGUUAAUCUAUGUAAUACUAAGAAUAAUUUGAAUCAAUAUAGACCGUUUCUCUAUAAAAAAUUAAUUUAAUCUCAAAAAUAGAAAAGAAAGUACCUAUAUGUUAUGGUUGAGAAAGACGUGGCAUUUGCUGACUUCGCAAUUAUAGCAAGCCUUUCAAAAAUAAAAAUUAUUAUUGUCUAGAUUAAAUUUAUAUAUAUAUACUUAUAUACUUAUACACUAUAUAUGUAUUUGUAUGUAUCUACUGUAGUUGUAAUAAAAUAUAUAUGAACAUGUAUAGAGACUAGUUUUAGAUAUACAUAUUUCGAAAUAUUCUUGCUUCAAUAACGUAUGGUAAUGUUUUCAUGAAAAUAAAUUUUAAAA